UCGUCAGUCGGCAGUGCGCGGACCGUCGCGGAAGUUGCGCGCCUGCUUCGAUCCAAUCCCAUCCAACUACCAACAGAAGAGCAUUGCACACUGCACAGCCUACUCAGACCGUAGAAAAGAAUAGACGGAGAUCAUAGUAGACCGUCGCCAAGUGCAGCACACUGCAGGCAAGACUUAUUCCUACUGAGCUGCAGUGCGCAAUCGAAUGUUUGAAUAAUUAAUUGAAGAGUGCAAGCAACUUUCUUUUGUUCAUCCGGUGUAGUGGAUCAGCGAUCAGUAGCAAAGUUCUACUCGACGAGUUCAGUUCGGUCAGUUCGUAGUUCUUAUCGCACUUCGAGGCGUGAAGAAAGGCUGUUCGCGUGCUGCUGGGUUUUGACUCCCCGGCAAGGUCGGUCGCAGCUGACCCAAUUCAGCCUUUUCUCCUCGUGGCUCAGGGUGAGCAAAUAAAAAAAGAACGACGACGACGACGGCCGCGAGCAUCGAUUUGUGAGGAGAAGGAAAGUCAGAGCCAGUUCUCCGGUUUCAAUCUCGCUUAGCGUAGGCAUUGGCACAAGAGUGUACCGACCGCAGAGUGUGUGCAUAUGUGCAUAGGACAACGGGCUGAGUGUGUGAGAUCAAGUUCCAAGUCCAUGGUUUUGCACGAACGAUUUUUACCCGACAACGAGGAAGAUUAACCCAGGGUACGGAUCGGGAAGUGAAACGAUAAGAUAUUGAAUUUUUUUUCUUAGCUUAAUCGAAAAAAAUUGCAUUCAGGCGUGCCAGAAGCAUCGCGAUCGAAGGUCGACGGGUUGACAAGUGAAAUAAGCACGCCGUGUACGGUGGAUAAAGGUACAGAGAAGCCUGGUGGGUGUAUUUUUAGAACCGGUACCGUCCGGUGACAUGUGGUGAAAAAUUUUCAUUCACUCGGCAGCAAGUAUCCGUGCAACUGCGAAAAAAACGCGAAUGUUUGUUGUGGCCGGCAAACAAGGCGAAGAAGAAGUGAAAGUUCAACAUCCCCGCCGAGAUGGCCGAGUCGUAUGAGAUGUGUAGUACCAGUAGUAGCAGUAGCAGCAGCAGUAGUAGUCACAGAAAUAAUACCGAUGAAAGUCCCAGUGGAAGCAGUCGGAAGAUUGCUGCCCCACUGGCCGAGCAGGAGCAGUUCAAGGAAGCGGAAUUGAUUCAGAUGGAGCAGCACGUGGGUGGAGGACCGGUAGCGAAACGUCCGACCACGUUGGGCUUGCCACCGUUGAAGAUACCACUCCACCCACCGGGGUUCGAUCAUAGUCCUAGUUUGGGUGGAGGAUCGACUGCAUCAUCGCUGGUAGCGGCCAGGUUGUUCAAACCGGUUACCAUCAGCUUCAAGGAUUUGUCGUACUCGGUGCGGACGGGGAUAUUUCGAAAAGGUCGUGAUAUUCUGCGAAACAUCAAUGGAGAGUUUCGAGCGGGUGAGCUGACGGCCAUCAUGGGACCUUCCGGAGCGGGGAAAAGUACACUGCUUGACAUUCUGGCUGGUUACACGGAAAGUGAAUUCACCGGUGAAAUCCUAAUCAACAAGCAACAGCGUGACUUGAAGCGUUUCCGGCGCCAAUCCGCUUACAUCAUGCAGGCUCACGACCUGCAGCCACACUUGACCGUGCUGGAAGCGAUGCACUUCUCGGCCAAUCUCAAAAUCGGUGCCGAGCUGAGUCCGGCCAGUAAGAAAGUUCGCAUGAAUGAAAUCCUCUGUGCCAUAGGUCUGCAGGAGCACAAGAAGACACGCACUGCCAAGCUGUCGGGAGGGCAGAAGAAGCGGCUGGCGAUUGCCUUGGAGAUCGUGAACAAUCCACCGGUGAUGUUCUUCGACGAGCCGACCAGCGGGUUGGAUAUUUCCACCUCGAAAAAGUGCGUGGAACUGCUGAAGCAGCUGGCCCGUGAGGGCCGAACGAUCAUCUGCACGAUCCAUCAACCGUCGGCCCUGCUGCUGAACAUGUUCGAUCAUCUGUUCACGGUCGCCGAAGGGCAGUGCAUCUUUACCGGGACGAGCGGUAACAUUGUGCCAUUAUUGAAGGAGCUGGACAUCAUCUGCCCGGAGCAUUACAGUCCGUCGGAUUUCUUAUUAGAAAUCGCAACGCACGACUACGGCCGCCAGAACGAUAAGCUCGUCGCCAAAACGGAGAACGGCAAAAGCACUGCAUACAGACGGCACGAAUUGUUCACCCCCUUCCUGAUGCCAAUCCUGGAGUCACCGGUGUCGAUCGAGCUUCCAGCGCUUCCGACAAAGGAGGACUUCAACUCCCCGCUAGCCAAACCAAAGAAACUAGCCAAGAAGCUGUCAUUCAACCCGGAGAAGUGGUGCGGACGGGACGAGAUCUACACCACCAGCUUCUGUCGCCAAUUUUCCCUGCUGUUGUUGAGAACCUUUCUGAUCCUGAGUCGAGAUCGGUCACUGAUGACGAUGCGGUUAAUCAUCCACUGUACGAUCGCUCCGUUGAUUGGGAUGUUGUACUUUGGAAUCGGAAAUCAGGCGGCGCAAAUCUUUAAUAGCUUUAACUAUGUGUUCUUUUCGAUUAUGUUUCUGAUGUUUACCGCGUUCAGUUCGAUGACGAUGGCAUUCCCCUUGGAACUUCCGAUCAUCACGAGGGAGCACUUCAAUAGGUGGUAUUCCCUAAGGGCGUACUACAUCGCAAUGACGGUGGCAGACAUUCCGAUUCAGGUGCUAUGUACGGUGACCUACAUUUCCAUUACGUACUUCAUGACGGGGCAACCGCUGGAAGCCUACAGGAUGGGACUGUUCACGUUGAUCUGCUUGAUGGUGGCAUGGGUUGCUCAAGGAUUGGGGCUGCUGGUGGCGUCGCUGUUCGAUGUUAAGAACGGAGCCGUCUUUGGACCUUUCUUCAUCUGCCCGUUCCUGAUCUUCUCGGGAUUUUUCAUCCACCUGAACGAUGCCCACCCGGCCAUGCACUGGUUGUUCCAUAUUUCCUUUCUCAAGUAUGCCCUGCAGGGUGCCACGGUGGCCAUCUUCGGCUUCGACCGACCGAAGAUGGACUGCGAGGAGACCUACUGCCAUUUCGUGUUGCCAAAGAAGUUUCUCAAGGAGAUAGACAUGGAGGGCGCGGAUAUUGUCGAGGCUGUGACUGCACUGGUGGUGAUCUUUUUAGUCCUCCGGAUAGCGGCAUUCUACGUGAUGCGAUACAGGCUGAAGAACAAAAACUAAAUGUGAUAGAGCGAAUGUGCGCGGUUCUUUUUCUGUCGUAUCGUCGAUUUCAACCUGGCCAGAAGUUUGCUUUUGAGUUUAGUUUAAGUUCGUUCUUCUUAAUGAUUCGUUCGGUUAAGUUAAACUGCAAAGAAGUCGAGUUGACAUUCCUUUUUUCGUCCCCGGUCGAAGUCUAUGCGAUUUGAAGUUUCUUUAGAUGCAAAUUGCAGGAGUCAUAUUAGGUAGGAAACCAACAAUGUGAAUAGUCACCGAGAAGUUAUUUGUGUUCGAAGGAUGCAAAAAAAAAGUGAUUGUCUUCCGAGGAAAAGUAGCGGAUUAUGAUGGUCUUGCAUUUAGCCUAGCGUUGUUAUUACUAAAGGGGUGUAUUCCUUAAGAAAUAUUUUAUCGAAUGAUUCGAAUGUAAAAUAAAUAAGUUGCAAAGUUAAAA
Molecule: messenger RNA, 3599 nt
Organism: Ochlerotatus camptorhynchus
Lineage: Eukaryota; Metazoa; Arthropoda; Insecta; Diptera; Culicidae
Product: ATP-binding cassette subfamily G member 4
Exons: 7
Coding region: 1004-3172 (722 amino acids)
Biological process (GO): transmembrane transport
Cellular component (GO): membrane
Molecular function (GO): ATP hydrolysis activity; ATP binding; ABC-type transporter activity
Source: RefSeq, a predicted model, not a curated record